GAUAAAUCAAACAUGACCGGAUCACGGCAGUUGUUGCCGUGGAAAUGGUUUCCCAGAGGCCAUCAGGGUGUCAAGGCACGACCCGGCACGCAACAGCACCCCUGCCACAGCGUGGGGAAGCCGCUGUGCUGCCCCGCAACCCACUGCGGGACAUGCCUUCCAGCAGCGACUCCAUCUGAUUCCCUUGUGACAGUGACACAAGCGGAAUUCGCGAUAAACAAUACUGGAUUUAGCUCUCGACAUCCAAAACCAACAAAACACCACAAGAAACAUCGACAGAGAUGCAGAGAAAUAAGGCCGGAAGAACGUCCUCGGGGCAUCAGUUCUCACGGCUUAAGCCCGCAGAGAUCGAUCCUCUGGCCGAAUACGGCCUCCCCUCAAAGGGAGAGAAGAGACUUCUCAACCACAAGACCCAAGAAGCCUACUACUCCAAAAUUGCCGAGCGCUAUCUCGCCUUCUGCACCGACGCCGGCGACCGCGACUCUCUCCAAAAGCAGUUCUCCCGUCUAGCCAUCGGCGAGACCACCAGCACUAACACGUCAACACCGCUUCUCCCAGCCGGCUCAACAUCAACACCGCCAUCCUCCUCCUCGUCCCACUCCCACGAAGCUUCCACACCCCAACUUCCCCCACCCUCCGACCUCUCCCAAAUCCUCUCCGCCCUCCGCAAGCUCCGUGAAGCCCUCGUCGCCUCCUCACGCCUCGACGACUUCACCACACAAGUCUACCUUUUCGCCGUGCGCCUCGGCAUUCUCUCCUCCUCCUUCGAAACCUACCUCCCUUCUCUUCUCUACCUCCUGCGCGUCAUUCACCGCUCCCCCACGCACCCCUUGACGUCCGUCGAAUACCACGAGGUUGUGUCCUAUCUUGUGUUGGACACAGCCUGUCGCCGGGGGGACCUGGCCGAGGCAUAUGCGCUGAGGAAUCGGUAUAAAUUGAGAGAACCCAAAGUGGAUGCUACACUCAAAGCGCUGGUGACGGAUGACUGGGUGAGUUGGAGACGGACCAAGAGAGCUGUGGAUGGGUACAGAGUCAAGUUGAUGGAGUUUGCGGAGCCGGGGAUGAGAGGACAUGUCCUGAAGGCGUUUGGGAGGGCGUAUUUGAGUGUGGGGGUGGAGUAUUUGGAGGAGACGAUGGGGAUGAAGUGGGAGGACAUGGUGGAGCGGUUUGGGGUCGGGUGGGAGUUGAACAAUGGACGGGUGGUGAUUAGGAAGAUUGGGGGGAAGACGCAGUGAGGUGGGAGGUAGUUUGGGUGGUAGUGGUGGUUGAAGUAAUGGGAGGGUUGUGGCCAGGACACAAACGGGUGUGAAGUCGUGGGUGGUGAAAGCCCGAGGAUGGGAUAAGAAGUGGAUCACGGCUCGGGAGAGGUUGCGAGUUGGCGAGCGUGCUUUCUUUAUGCACCCGUGGGGAGGGGGCUGACUUUAAGCUUGCUCGCUCGAUGAGUGAGGGGUCACACAAGCAUUGUAUAGCGGUACUU
Messenger RNA from Neurospora hispaniola, 1477 nucleotides. RefSeq lists its product as uncharacterized. The coding region runs from base 282 to 1235 and encodes 317 amino acids. Lineage: Eukaryota; Fungi; Ascomycota; Sordariomycetes; Sordariales; Sordariaceae. The record is from RefSeq and is a predicted model, not a curated record. The transcript is spliced from 3 exons.